AUGGCUCAAGCAGCUCCCCCUUCGACGACCAUCAUCCCCUUCGCGAACCUGCCCGCCUGUGCGCUCAACUGUGGCGUUCUCUACGAUGCGAAUGGCGGCUGCGUGCCCCCAGCGUCCGGCAACAGUGUCAACAACAACUGUUUCUGUGACUUUGGUCCCCUUCAGCCCUUCAGACAGGGCUCCGUGUCAGGCCCUUGCGACGCGGCUGGCUGCGCUGCGGCCGAUCUGACGAGCAUUCAAUCAUGGUUCACCAGCUAUUGUAGCGCCGCGCUCGCUGACUCUCAGCCCACCGUCACUACGCCCACGGGCACCGGCACCGGCACGGCCGCCUCCUCAACACCUACAGGCGGCAGCAGUGCGGGCAGCUCGGGGUCCAGCUCAAGUGGCGGCGGCGGCGAUUGGAUCUCCAACCACUGGCGCUGGGUCAUCGCUAUUGUCAUUCUCAUUGUUGGUAUCGCUGGUAUCUGGAUCGGCGCCUGCAUCUGGCGCCGUCGUUACCUCAAGCGCAAGGACCGCUCCAACCAGUUCGGCAAGCACACCUCGGCCACGGCCUUCCCAGCCCACGGCGGCUCCAGCGCUCACGUCCCCGGUCCCGGUGCCACCGAAGCCCAGAGCGGCCCCGGCAUGUUCAUGCCCAGCGCGGCGUCAGGGCCCUAUGAGGAGAAGCCCAAGAAGGAGAAGAAGAAGUGGGUUGUCAACCAAAGGACAUGACGAGUCGACCGAGUGCGAAGCGCUUUUUCUUGUUUUGGACAAUCCAUUGACAAUUAACACAUAACAUCACACCAAAAAAACAUGCAAAGAACGACCUAACACGGCCGGCUCACGAGAUGGCGUUUUCACGGGAAAGGCGAACGGAGGCAAAACGAGGAGAAAUCGCGUGCGCAUCAGCGGCCAACUAUUCCCCUCCCGGGGGACCAACACCUCCCUCGCGCCCAGCAAUAUACAGCUCCAGUGGAUGGAAGGGAGCGGAUCUUGUCGGGGACGCACACAGACACGGCCAUUUUUGUUUUUCUCUUUGUUGGAAUCAUAAGGAAGGCAGCACAGCCUUGGGGAACACAAUUUCGCAUGGCCCCGCGCCGCCUCAGCCUCUCUCUCAGAGCUGGGUUUUGGAUCUUCCUGGCGCGCGGGCGGUCUUUUCAUACGGGAUCGGGCGAUGGUCGAAAAAACCUUCCAGCAUCGUCAUUCAUAUAUUCAUUCUCACCCUGCUCACAACAACCAAUUUCUUCACCAAACGAUUCGAGCCCGUCUCGCGCACAUGCAUGCAAGCGGCCUCCUCGCACCAUUGAAGUGCCUUGCUCAAGGCCACGCACCACAUAGCCCUGCCUGGGUUUCCUAGGCCUUGACCAGGAGUGACGAAGCUCGAGAGCUAGGCUUGGCGACUUUUUGUUUAUCUAUCUAUCUACCACACAUUUUUCUGCCGUUGAAUUAGACAUCUCUGCACUGGUGCAUUGCACCAGGAUUGUUCACUUUUGACAUGGAAACAAACCGCGACUUUGUGUCUCUCGACGAAUUAGGGGUAUUGAUAAUCUAUGCAUGCCAGCCCUGAAUGCUGCCGUCGUGUCGUGUGUCUCUAUGCCGAAAGCUCCCAUCGAAACGUCAUCAUUCCCCGCCCUGGAUGUGUUACCUCUGAGUCUUUUUUGUCUUGCCUCAAAGAACGCGUGCCCGCCCUUUCUCCAGUAGCGCCGUCCUGCAUGUGUCUCACAGCCCAAAGCUCUCCCUGCGUUG
Messenger RNA from Verticillium dahliae VdLs.17, 1725 nucleotides. RefSeq lists its product as uncharacterized. The record is from RefSeq and is a predicted model, not a curated record. The transcript is spliced from 3 exons. Bases 1 to 711 code for a protein of 236 amino acids. NCBI's taxonomy places the organism in Eukaryota, Fungi, Ascomycota, Sordariomycetes, Glomerellales, Plectosphaerellaceae.